This is a messenger RNA of Myxocyprinus asiaticus (Chinese sucker), 6624 nucleotides long. Its product is annotated as zinc finger protein 646. Gene Ontology annotation, biological process: regulation of transcription by RNA polymerase II. The coding region runs from base 583 to 5178 and encodes 1531 amino acids. Gene Ontology annotation, molecular function: RNA polymerase II transcription regulatory region sequence-specific DNA binding; DNA-binding transcription factor activity, RNA polymerase II-specific. Lineage: Eukaryota; Metazoa; Chordata; Actinopteri; Cypriniformes; Catostomidae. The transcript has 4 exons. Gene Ontology annotation, cellular component: nucleus. The record is from RefSeq and is a predicted model, not a curated record.
AUGGUAGUUCCAAUGCAAGGACAACCAUGCAUAAGGGACAUCUAAAUUAUGUUGUGUGAUUGUAGACUAUAGUCUUUAAGUUUUAAAGUUAGCGUCACGAUGCACUGGGCAAUGUUUACUUCCAAUGCAAACACACAUACGGAGAGUAAGCGCAGCAGAGUGACGCGCUGGUGCACGUCCACAGCUCACAGUCCCCAUUCAGCCCGCAGCAGGAAGUGUGCUGAAAACACCGAGAAAACGACGGUGGAGCCGCCCGCUGAAGGAAACAUAAAAAUAAUUAAAACAAUUAUGGCGAACGACUGAACGUGCAAUAAACCCAGAGAGAGCAUACACCCCCAUCCCUGAUCAUUGUGCACGUCUGUAAGUCGGCUCUCAUCUGGUGCCCUGCAACUGUCCAGACCCUCUCUGAACUGCUGCGACCGAGUGGAAUUGAAAGGCUGUUUGGAGAGAAUAUCUGCCACCCAGGUAAAAUGGCUGAUUCUACAGAAGCAGAGAGCUGAACAUCACACAUUGCCCCCUUUUCUUCUUUGUUCGAGGAUCAUUUUAUGUGGACAUUUCCCCUUCCAUUUCAAAUUUCUCAUCAUGGCUAUGCAUGAUAUGAAUCGUGCCAAGGGUUUCCCUUGCAAAGAAUGCGACAUGAUUUGCCCAAGUACACCUAGCCUUCUGGAGCACAUGAAAGCACACUAUCAUCAAGAAGAGAAUGGCAGAUUUGAAUGUGAGCAGUGUGGACGCAUUUUUAAGCAGGCCAUUAGCUUGGCUUCUCACAAAAAAACUCAUGAGAUGGGCUCCUUCCAAUGCCCAGUGUGCACCAGAACGUUGCCCAAUGCAAUGGCGCUAAAAAACCACCUCAGCAUCCACACCCUGUCUCCAAGUGCCCAAGCUGAAGAGGAGAACGAUGAUAAUGCAGAUGAAGACAGGAAUUAUAAUCUAGCACAAAAUCUGUCUGACGCAAGUUUCAGAAGUCACAUAAGCAACAGUGGAAUGCUGCCUGGCCAUGACCACGAUAAGCAAAAAUCUCCAGGAUCUGAAGAUGCCUGGGACAGACCGUUUAAGUGUGACCAAUGUGAACGGACUUACCGACACCAUGGCAGCCUGGUUAACCACAAGAAGUCCCAUCAAGAGGGCACGUAUAAGUGCAAUGUCUGUUACAAACAGUUCAACAAUCUUGCGGCCCUUAGUGCUCACGAGCGUACUCAUUCAAAAUUUAAACUUCCUGGUAUGUCCAUGGGGGCCCUUGUGCCUGAAGCGCCAUCUGACCCUCGCACUCCAGGGCCCCACAAUGAUGACAUGGCACCCAGCUUUUGCCACCUGUGUCAGGUGGCUUUGCCUAAUAAGAAUGACUUUCAAGAACACAUUUUGUUACAUAAUGCUGCAUCGUCUUCUUUGGGGCUUACGCGUAGUUUCCCCAGUAUAGUGUCGCAUAAUCUUAGCACUGUUCGCUCCCCCACAGUCAAUCCAUAUACACCUGCUCUAGGUGACCCUCUUCCGCUUCCUCUAUUACCAGACAAGCGUUAUGACCCAAUGCUUGGCCCUCCUGUUAAUAAUUCCAUAUUCACCUGUGCGUAUUGUGGAACAGGACAUCCUGACAUAGAGAGUCUCAAAAUGCAUUAUCUUACCCAUGACCCACACACCACAACACAUGUGCAUGACAGCCCUGCUAUUUUAAAUUCAGAUGGACUGGCUUCAAAUUCACAACCAUCAGUAUCGUCAUCCAAUGGCGAGACGAGGUCUCAGAAUGCGUCUGCAGCCAUUGAUGACGCUGAACGUAGAUUUAAGUGCCAAGAGUGCGGGAAAAGCUAUCGACAUGCAGGGAGUCUAGUUAAUCAUAAACGCUCCCAUCAGACAGGUCAUUAUCAGUGCACCGUUUGUUGUAAGCAGUAUUCACACUUAGCAGCCCUUCACAGCCACCUCCGUAGUCACAAGACUCGGCCAAAUUCACAGUCGAUGGGCACAGAGGGAGACUGGCUUUCCUCUGAGCCAAUGACAGGGCUUGACUCUCAACAAGGCUUUGUACAUUCUCAGGACCAGGAGAGCGGUGCGACCACCCCUAUAUCGCUCCCUGGUAAUCUUGGUGAUGCAGCCCACUUUGUCCCAGACGGUGGCCAUAACAGUGGCCUGGAUUCGUUGGAAUUCCAUGACCGAUUUGACGGCACCUUAGCUCAAAGCAGUUCUGGCCAUUCACCUCUUCCACAAAAUCAUCGUCAAGCAGAAGGUGUGAACCAGGGUGCUAUGUCCAAUAGUUACCUGGGUAACAUGAGCUUCCAUAGUGCUGGUGGCGCCUCCCUGCCAGCAGGGAGCGCCAACCUCAAAGAAAGUAGUCGACAGCGCCGUGGUCACAACCAGAUGCCUUAUGGAGGAGGACAAGCUAACUCCCAGAGCAACAGUAAGAGAAUGGAUAACAAAGAUGAUGAUGACAAUGGAGAGGUUUACCAGUGCACAGUCUGCGGAAACCAUUAUGCCAGCCUGAGGGCACUUCGUAGCCACUUGCGAAGCCAUGGGGUUAACCAAGGGGCAGGGCCAUCGUCUGCUCUUUCUCCCAUUGGUGAGCAAGAAUGGAGGAGGCGGCAAGAGGGUAUUGCGGCCGGUCUUUUGAUCUGUAGCACCUGUGGCCAGAGCUUCAACAGAAAGCAGGACUUGUUAAACCACCAGCUGGCCCACGGACCUGCAAGGCCAGAUGGAUCUGCACAGGGCUUGGGUGGCGCUAGCUCUAAUUCUAAUGGCAAAAUGGAUGGAAGGAACCACAUUUGCGUUGACUGUGGCAUGUUCUUUGCAGAUCGCCAUCAGCUGAUCACUCACCUGUGUCCAGGCAAGGCGAGAGCAGGGGGAUUGAACAAGGGCAUGAACGGAGCUAAAGGAAUGACGGGUGGUGCUGGUACCAGUGGUGGCGGGGGCCCCGUAGACCCUCAGCAGAUGCCUGACUCUGAUGAUCGGCCCCACAGGUGCGACCAGUGCGGCAGGAGUUACAGGCACCCCUGCUCCCUGCUCAACCAUAAGAAAUCUCACAAGACUGGGGUCUUCCGCUGCCUUGUCUGCCAAAAACGCUACUACAACCUACUGGCUCUCAAGAACCACCAGCGGACUCAUUUUGACUUAAAGAGGCACAAGUGCGAGGAGUGUGGGAAAGCCUUUAAGAUUCAGAAGCAGUUGAUAAAUCAUCUGCGCUUGCACGAAGAGCACAGAGCGAAGACUGGAGAUCAACAAGACCAACGUGUUCAAGGCAUGUCUCAUCCCAAUGGUGCCCGCUAUGAGGGAGGUCCAUCGCAGCUCCAAGCUAUGAGGCUGGGGGAACCCAAAAUUCCGAACCCUCCCAUGAACACCAAUUACGGUCAACCUCAAGGUUACAAGAAACCAUAUGCAGGGGCCAGGGCUCAACAAGUUGAUGAUGGCAGCGGCCGCCGCCCCUUUGCUUGCGAUCAGUGCGGACGCACUUACCGUCAUGCUGGCAGUCUGGCCAAUCAUAAGAAUCUACAUAAGAUCGGUGAAUACCACUGCAACGUGUGCAACUCCACUUAUCCAAAUCGACUGGCAAUGAAGAACCACCUCCGCAUGCAUUUCGCUCUUAAGAAGUAUACUUGCUCUGAUUGUGGUAGGGGCUUCAGAAACCAGCGGCAGCUUGAAACGCACACCAGCAACCAGCUCUGCAAAGAUCUUCCUGGUCCCAGCGUUCAGAGCGCUCCUCCUCCAGCUGAAUAUGAGUGCGAUGGGUGCUCGCAGAUCUUUUCUACAACCACAGACUUGGCCUCGCAUAACUGCAGUUCCCAGCUUCCAUCUUCCUCGGCCUCCCUCAACAGCUGUAAUAUGAGCAUGGAUACAGGUGACCUGGGGUCUCCGGAGCGUGAAGAACGCCCUUUCACCUGUGACCUUUGUGGCUGCUCUUACAAACACGCUAGCAGUCUGCUUAACCAUAAAAAUACACACAAAAUAGGCAACUUCAGCUGCUCGUAUUGCGAUAAGCCCUACUCCAACUACAUGGCCCUGCGCAACCACAUGCGCAUCCACACGCAGAAGAAGCGCCAUAUCUGCUCAACUUGUGGCAAGGCUUUUCGGCUGGCCCGCUUCCUUCGGAACCACCAGAGAGUCCACGAGGAGGGCCACACCCGUUUUGGCUGCCCCACCUGCGGGAAGAGCUUCCAGGGUCGAUCUGGGCUGGCCAGGCACCGCUGCGGGGACAACCAGGUAGGCAGAGAGGGCGUAAGGAAGGCCACUUCAAGCACAAGAGAGGGAGAGGAGUGCCGGUUCACAUGUGACCAGUGUGGCCGUUCCUAUAGGCAUGCCAGCUCACUUCUUAACCACAAAAACACCCACACCGUCGGCAUCUACCACUGCGCUGUGUGCCUCAAGACCUACUCCAACCUGCUCGCACUCAAGAACCACCGUCGCAUUCAUUCUGAGACUCGGCGGCACCACUGCCCUGAGUGCGGCAAGGCUUUCCGUGUCUCUUCCCAGCUACAAAAUCACCGCCGUGUGCACCAAAAGGAGCGUGAGUUUGCCUGCACUCUGUGCCACCGGAGCUUACCCACCCAGGCUAGCUUCCGUCUCCACUUGGAAAUGCAACAUGGCCGUGCCCCGAAAAUAUCACCGCAGCCUGGGGUUUCGUCCAGUCGCUCUGAUUUGAGUUGGAGCUCUGGGCUUGACCUUACGCUGAUACAGACCCAGGGAAUGGAUCCUAAUGGGCUCCCAAAGCAUAACACAUUGCACCACGGUCCCAGUGGCAGCAGCUCAGCUGGGCACCAACAACAGCAUUUACAGCAGAGUCGCAAUGAGGCGGGGUGCAAGUCACAUGUCUGCAGUCAGUGCGGACGCGGUUACCGUCAUGCUAGCUCGCUUCUGAAUCACAAGAACAGCCACAAGAUGGGCACCUAUUUCUGCAACUCCUGUCAGAAGGAAUUCUCAAACCUUAUGGCACUCAAAAACCACAGACGCAUCCACACAGAACCCAAACGUUACCAGUGCCCGGACUGCGGCAAAGCUUUCCGUGUUUCCACCCAGCUCAUCUGCCACCGACGCAUCCACACCAAGGAGAAGCCUUUCUCAUGUCAACAGUGUGACAAGCGCUUCUCCAGCAAGUCCAACUUAAGACACCAUCAAAAGGUCCACUGGAACAGUUCGACACCUUCUAGUGGUCUGAACAUGGACGCCACCAACUUCUUGGGUAUGCCCUCUGGGCCUUUUCUAUAAGCGGAAGCAGAACUAAUGGUUUGUCAUGUUGGUUCAUGCCAAGGUUUUUGGAGGUGCCAAAUCCCCCCUCCCCCACCCAUGUUCAUCUCUAGUCACUUUAGUGCUCGAGGUGUGGCUGUGAGGCUUUUUUUUUUAGCCACUUGUUGCUUAGGUUAAGAGAACUGUCCCUGCAUGUAAACUUUGGAUUAUACAAUGGAAGUUACAUCAUGUAAUGACUGUUAGGUUUAGGUCAUAACACAUUUUUCCCUCCCUUACUCUCAUCCUAAACACCACUUGUGACCUUACUUACAUUUUCACAGUUCCCUUUGGGGGUGGGGGGACAUUGAGGGCCACUGCCUUCAUUUUCUGAUACCAGCCUUUCAAAGAAGUGCACAAAGAAGUGUCACAAUAGCUAGAGUUCUGUUUUAAUUCUUAAAAUUUUCAGAUGAGGCAUUUCCAUUUAUAUGGGAAAUAACCACCGAUUUUCAUCGGAUUCAUGUUAGAUCAGUAUUGUUUUUGGGAUUUCACAAUGGGCAGGUUAUAUUAUAGCAAAUGUAUAGUGACUGGUUCCAGAUGAAUACAUAAAAAAAACCAUCUGCAAAAUCAUCUGUAUUGAAGUCAUACAUUCAUUUCAUGUCUGGAACAGCCUCGAAAGCAUUCACAAUUUCCAGUCCUAGACUAUACAAAGAAAAUGUGUUGAUUGUCCAAUGAUUUCUGAGAAAAAUGUCAAGCAACUUGUAUGUUUAACAAGUAGAAGUAACUAUGUUUAACAGUGUAUAGAGCGUAUUUGAAAAGUCUUCAGUUAAUGGAGGCAACACAUUGCUGUGUUGUGUAGAACUGUCAACGUUCUUUUAUUUUGUAUUUUACCCCCGUUCUUUUGACAUUCUAACUUUUCUAACUUGUGUGUUUCUUGCAGCACGGAGGUGAGCUUCAAACCUUAUUAUUCAGCAGAUGACUGCAUUGCGCUUAUUGGGUUCGAUUCUUAGUGGCAUCAUUUGUUUGUUCCCUAUUUAAUUUUACAAUGUUGCUCAGAACCCAUAUUUUAAAACUGCAACUAGCUAGUGUAUAGAAAUGAUAGGUUGUGCUAUAAAAAAAAAAAAAAAGAGAAAAAAGUAAACGGGGGGACAAAAUGUAUAUUGAUAGGCUUGUAAUGGCAUUCGGUUUUAACUUGUAUUGUAUUGUACCUCUGACUGUAUUAUUUACAGGAAAACUUUUAUAAAAGAUGACUGUAGUAUGCAUUUUAUUUAUAUUAACACUUGUAACUGAAAACGCUAGUUUUAGUGUCUCCUGUUCCAAACCCUUUUUGUUUCGACACUUCCAUUCUUCAGAGGCUAUCGGACACGGAGUCAGGAAUGGCAGGACUCCUAAAGAACACUUGUUAUAGUGUAUAUCCUUUUUCAUUGCCAUUAUUUGUUAUGCUUUUAAACGAACAUUUCUGUCCCUUGUGCAAUAAACAGGGAACUGUUA